Lathyrus sativus (Indian pea) is the source of this 423-nucleotide messenger RNA. The record is from the annotation of a GenBank genome assembly. Lineage: Eukaryota; Viridiplantae; Streptophyta; Magnoliopsida; Fabales; Fabaceae.
AUGGGUUGCUUUGAAAUUUCUCUUGGUGACAUAACUGGAGUUGGCACACAAGGAACCGUUGUCCCUAUGUUGGUGGCUGUAAUAGCAGUUGUUCCAAUAGAGAAUAUUGAUGUCCACUUCCAUGACACUUAUGGCCAAUCCCUUUUGAACAUUCUUGUUUCCCUUCAAAUGGGAAUUAGUAUAUUGUAUUCCUCAGUUGCUGGUCUUGGUGGGUGUCCAUAUGCUAAGGGAGCAAUAGGAAAUGUUGCUACUAAAGAUGUUGUCUACAUGCUGAAUGGAAUUGGUGUGAAAACCAACAUUAAUAUUGAAAAGCUCAUGUUGGCCAGAGACUUCAUCAACAACCAUUUACAGCGGCCGUCCGGUUCAAAGACUUCCACUGCGUUGAACCGAUCCACCGCAGAUGCAUGCCUCCAAGAUAUAUGA